Molecule: messenger RNA, 1940 nt
Organism: Tripterygium wilfordii
Lineage: Eukaryota; Viridiplantae; Streptophyta; Magnoliopsida; Celastrales; Celastraceae
Exons: 7
Coding region: 341-1597 (418 amino acids)
Source: RefSeq, a predicted model, not a curated record
GGAAGGAAAGGAAAUGACAAGAAGCUGAGUAGAGAGAGAAAUAGUGGGUUUCUAGAUAAAGAGAGAGAAAGGGAGGUGGGGGCAAUUUCGUUUGGUUUUUUUUAGAGAGAAACUGAAGCAGACCCACUCCAAAGUGGAAGCUGAAGGAGUUUGAUGUGGGUGCAUAGGAUAAGCAGUGAGGAUAAAGGUUAAGGGCCCGUUUGAGGUGCGUAGGAUAAGCAAUUAAGUCUUUUUGAGGUCUCUUUCUCCGUUUCUCCUGUGCGUGUGGUAAUGGGGGAUGUGUUGAAGAUAUAACCUAUAAAAGGUUGAUUUGGUUUCUGGGUUCAGACUUCAGGGAGAGAUGGGUAGUGAUGAGCAUUUUAGAAGUGCGAGAGUAUUGGCUCUCGUUCUUUGUCUGUCGAGUCUGGUCUCGCUAACUUGCGCUGCUAGGUUGAGUGUCUCGCAGCACAAGCUUGAGGUGCAGAAGCACUUGAAUCUCCUGAACAAGCCUGCGGUUAAAAGCAUCAAGAGCCCAGAUGGAGAUAUAAUAGACUGCGUCUAUAUAUCUCACCAGCCAGCUUUUGACCACCCUUUCCUAAAAGACCACAAAAUUCAGUUGAGGCCUAGUUACCACCCUGAAGGAUUCUUUGAUGAGAACAAGGUCUCUGAAAAACCCAAAGAGAGAACAAAUCCAAUCACUCAGUUGUGGCACCAGAAUGGAAAAUGCCCUGAAGACACCAUACCAGUAAGGAGAACUAAGAAAGAUGACAUUCUAAGAGCCAGCUCAGUUAAAAGAUAUGGAAAGAAAGGGCACAGAGCCAUCCCGCAGCCUAGGUCUCCUGAUCCUGAUCUUACCACUCAAAGUGGUCAUCAGCAUGCAAUAGCAUAUGUUGAAGGAGACAAAUAUUAUGGAGCAAAGGCAACCAUAAAUGUUUGGGAACCCAAAAUACAACAGUCUAAUGAGUUCAGCUUGUCUCAACUAUGGAUUCUGGGAGGUUCUUUUGGUGAAGACCUUAACAGUAUUGAAGCUGGUUGGCAGGUCAGUCCAGAUCUAUACGGUGAUAACAACACCAGGCUCUUCACUUACUGGACUAGUGAUGCAUAUCAAGCUACUGGUUGCUACAACCUCCUAUGCUCAGGCUUUAUACAGAUCAACAGUGAAAUUGCAAUGGGUGCAAGCAUCUCACCAGUUUCUGGCUAUCGCAAUUCCCAAUAUGAUAUCAGUAUACUUAUUUGGAAGGAUCCAAAAGAAGGGCAUUGGUGGAUGCAGUUCGGUAACGACUACGUAUUGGGUUAUUGGCCUGCGUUCCUCUUCUCAUACUUAGCAGACAGCGCUUCCAUGAUCGAGUGGGGAGGAGAGGUGGUGAAUUCAGAGCCAGAUGGUGCACACACCUCAACUCAAAUGGGUAGCGGCCAUUUCCCUGGAGAAGGGUUUAGUAAAUCAAGCUAUUUCAGGAACAUUCAGGUUGUUGAUUCUUCCAACAACCUCAAGGCCCCCAAAGGGAUUGGCACCUUCACUGAGCAAUCAAACUGCUAUGAUGUGCAAACCGGCAACAAUGGGGAUUGGGGUCAUUACUUUUAUUAUGGAGGCCCUGGUAGAAACCCCAAUUGCCCAUGAUGAAAUAACCGUAGUCCCUCUCCGUCUCCCGGUGUAUCUCAUUCAAUAUAUAAGUGUAAUCCUUCCCCCCCCCCCCCUCGCUUCUUAUACCCUUUUUAGCUAGGUUGGGUAGUGACUUGUAACCUUGGCCGUAGUGGGAAAUUUUGAGUCUUGUGUUUGAAAGUGAAAAGGGUUCUUCUCCCUGUAAGUUUGUGGGGGAAUCUGUGGCCAAAAGUUUCUUCAAAGCUAUAACAGAGACAAGGCCUUUCUUUCUGCUCCUUGUAUUCUAUUUGUUUGUCUUACUUCUCUCUUGGGAGUGGUUUGCUAUGGAAUGAAUGUGAGUUCUACUAGCAGAAACUUGUAA